AUGCAGGCACGUCCGGUUCAACAGUAUCCAAUCCAGCAGUAUGCAGAGCAGCCGAAUCUGCUGCCACAGUUUCCACUGCAGGCACCAUUGUUACAACAGUUUCCAACGCAGCAGCCUUCGAGGCAGCAACUUCCUGUCGGUACUCCGCCAGUGUCGUCUGUAGGCACGGUACCAGACGUGAACGGGCAGGACAGAAGAGUGGACGAACUGCCCACACAGCAACAGCUAACCUCUCGUCAAUCUUUAGCACGAGAUCUGCCUACGUUUUCUGGUGAUCCAGCCGAAUGGCCGAUAUUUAUCUCCAACUUCGAGUACACGACAAGAACAUGCGGGUAUACAAACGGAGAAAACAUGGUGCGCCUACAAAGAUGCUUGCGAGGACGUGCAUUAGAAAGUGUGCGCAGUCGUUUAGUCUUUCCAACUGCCGUACCUCAAGUGAUAGAGACGUUGCGGAUGAGAUAUGGUCGUCCGGAGUUGCUUAUCAACGUUUUGUUGCAGAAGGUGAAAGCGAUGCCCAGUAUUCGAGGAGACAAGUUGGAAGCCCUCAUUGAGUUCGGGAUGGCGGUUCAAGAACUGUGUGACCACAUCGAAGCAGCGGAUGAAAGAGCGCAUUUGUCGAACCCCACUCUCCUGCAGGAGCUCAUUGGGAAGUUGCCCGCAGAUCAGAAGCUGAUGUGGGCAGGUUUCAAGCGCGGCCGUGCGGGGGUGGAUCUCAAGACAUUCAGCGAGUAUAUGGUCGGCGUAAUGCAAGAUGCUUCAAGUGUGGUGCUCUACGAACAGGAUUCACGAAAGGUCGGGAACAGAGAGAAGACGAAAGGGUUCAUCAACUCGCACGUAACCAGGACUGACGAAACACUCUCUUCGACGUCAUCGCAGCACAAGUCGAGCGGGUGCCUCCAUUGCGAUAAAGAUGGCCAUAAGCUUCGAGAAUGCCAAGCGUUCAGGGCUCUUUCCGUCGACGAUCGCUGGCGACGUAUUCGGUCACUGAACCUGUGUCAGAUAUGCUUGUACAGUCACGGAAAAAGAUCUUGUCGGAUAAAUAAUCGGUGCAAUGUAAACGGAUGUCAAUUCAAACACCAUCCACUGCUGCAUGGAAAGUCUACGACUCCGACAACACAAGCAGGCAGCACUCACACUCACCAAUUACUCGAUUCGGGUAUCCUAUUCCGGAUCAUACCAGUCACGCUUCAUGGGAAGUCUGGCAAAAUUAACACCUUUGCCUUCCUGGACGAGGGCUCUUCAUCAACGUUGGUCGAAGAAAAUCUGGUAGCGCAGCUUGGCUUGACUGGAGAAUCGCAACCAAUCUGCCUCAACUGGACCGGGAACACCUCGAGGGAAGAAAAGGAUUCUCGUCUGGUAUCGUUCACCAUUUCCGGACCAGGGCAGAAGCGACUUCGUAAGCUCGUGAACGCUCAUACCGUGAGGAACUUGAACCUACCAACGCAAACAUUCGAGCUAGAAGAGGCGGCAGAAAACUACCGCAAUGCGAAACCGGAAAUUUUGAUCGGAGUGGACAACCUGAAGCUUGCUGUACCGCUGAAGAUAAAUGAAGGAGAUGGAACUGGACCGAUCGCCGUUAAGACGCGACUGGGAUGGUGUGUCUAUGGGCGACAAAGUUCUCGAAACAACGAAAGAUUCUGCUUCCAUGUUUGCGGAUGUACGAGAGACGAUGAGCUACACGAUAGUGUGAAGCAGUUCUUUGCGGUGGAAGAGAAUGGAGUGAAGCAGCUGGAAACUACGCUCAGUCCGGAUGAAAGGCGUGCUCAGGAAUUGCUGGAGAUGACGACUAAGCGAAUCGGUAGCCACUUCGAAACAGGCCUACUGUGGAAGGAGGACGAGAUCGAACUACCGGACAGCUACGGCAUGGCGUUGCGACGACAUCAGUGCCUUCAAUGGAGGAUGGAGCGGCAGCCAGCUCUGAAAGAGAACAUUGGCCGGCAGAUACAGGAAUACAUCGACAAAGGCUAUGCUCAUCGAGCCACUUCAACAGACCUAGAGACGGCAGAUGCCAGGAGAAUUUGGUUUCUACCGCUAGGAGCCGUCACGAACCCAAAUAAACCUGGAAAGGUGCGGCUUAUAUGGGACGCAGCAGCAAAAGUUUCUGGUGUAUCGCUGAACAGUGUCUUGUUGAAAGGACCGGACCAGCUAACAUUGUUACCAGCUGUACUGUUUCGCUUCCGGAUGUAUUCCGUUGCUGUGAGCGGAGAUAUAGAACAGAUGUUCCAUCAAGUGGGCAUCCGACCUGAGGAUAGAAACUCCCUGCGCUUCCUGUGGAGCGAAACUUCUGAUGAACCAGUGCAGAUUUACCUCAUGGACGUCGCUACGUUCGGCGCAACGUGCUCGCCUGCAUCGGCGCAGUACGUGAAAAACCUAAAUGCCUCGGAACACCAGCAGCAAUACCCAAGAGCCGUGGAAGGAAUAUUGAAGAGCCAUUAUGUCGACGACUAUCUCGACAGCUUUGGCAGCGAAAGCGAAGCGGAGAAGGUUUCUGCAGAAGUGAGACUAGUACAUCGUAACGGCGGUUUUCAUCUUCGCAAUUGGAGGUCGAACAGCAAAAGGGUUUUGGCAGCACUUGGAGAAACAGCCCAAGAAGACAAUAAAAAGCUGUAUCUUGAAUCGGAUGAACAAGUUGAACGCGUGCUCGGGAUGCUUUGGUCCUCAAGUACGGACGAGUUAAGCUUCUCCACUUGCUUGAGAGAGGACGUCAGGCAGCUCUUGGAUAGCGGUAGUCGUCCGACGAAACGGCAGGUGCUCCGAUGCGUAAUGUCUUUGUUCGACCCUCUCGGACUUUUGGCAUUUUUCGUUAUUCACGGGAAGGUUCUUAUUCAGGACUUGUGGCGAGCUGGGACAGAAUGGGAUGAAGCAGUCGGCGACGCAGUAUUUGAACACUGGAAUCGUUGGACGAAGAUGAUCGAGUUUGUAGCAGCGGUAAGAAUACCGAGAUGUUAUUUCCUUCGAGCAACAGAACAAACGUACAAAGAUGCCCAAAUUCACAUUUUCGUGGACGCCAGCGAGAUAGCGUACUCGUGUGCAGCUUACAUCCGAACGGCUGUUGGAGAUGGAACGUUUGCCUGUGUUUUGGUCUCUGGUAAAUCCAAAGUAGCUCCGCUUAAGCCGAUGUCUAUUCCGAGAUUAGAACUGCAAGGAUGUGUCCUCGGUACACGUUUACUGAAAUUCGUCCAGGAUAAUCAUCCUAUCGUAUUCUCCAGGAGGUUCCUCUGGACGGACUCUACGACAGCUAGAGCGUGGAUUAGCUCAGACCCGAGGCGCUACAAACCAUUCGUAGCCCAUAGAGUCGGAGAAAUUUUGGAGACUACGAAAGUUAAUGAAUGGCAGUGGGUUCCGUCCAAGCUCAACCCAGCAGAUGAGGCAACCAAGUGGGGUCGUGGACCUUACUUCAGUCCGGAAAGCCAAUGGUUCAAAGGGCCAGAAUUUCUGCGGUAUUCAGAGGAAUCGUGGCCCAGAAAAGCCAAUCCAAUCGAGUCUACAAACGAAGACAUCAGACCAUCAGUACUGUUCCAUUUCGCAUUCGUUCCAACACUGGACUUUGAGCGUUUUUCGUCAUGGAAUAGAAUGCUACGCGCCGUAGCCUACGCAUUGCGUUUCAUCUUCAACAUCGCAAAACCGGCUCAAAGGCUCCGUGGUCCACUUUCACAAGCUGAGUUGCUCAGUGCAGAACGGACGAUUUGGAAGCUCGUACAGCGAGAAAGUUACCCGGACGAGAUUGCUACCCUGGAGAGGAAUAAAUCCGAAUCGACGGGACAACUCCUAGAUCGGAAAAGCAACUUGAUAAAGCUGAUGCCUGCUCUUGACGAGCUCGGAUUAUUGCGGCAGCGUAGCCGUAUUGUUGCUGCGGAGAACGUGACCUACGAUACCCGGUUUCCGAUAAUUCUGCCUGCGAAGCACCGUGCUGUCAACCUGUUGGUAGAAGACUAUCAUCGGCGCUACCGGCAUGGAAACAACGAAACCAUUGUCAACGAGCUACGUCAACACUACGCCAUUUCGGGCUUACGUAGAAUCGUAAAGAAGGUCACAUAUAGCUGUCAGCUGUGCAAGAUUCGCAAGGCGCGUCCUUGCAAUCCACCGAUGGCGGCACUUCCUCCAGCCCGCUUGGCGAUGAAUGUCCGUCCGUUCAGCUAUGUUGGCCUGGAUUAUUUUGGGCCAUUCCUAACAAAAGUAGGACGUUCAAACGUGAAAAGGUGGAUCGCCCUCUUCACAUGCCUCACCGUACGAGCUGUACACCUUGAGAUAGCGUAUAGCUUAUCAACGGCCUCUUGCAUAUCUUGUGUACGACGCUUCAUCGGUCGCCGAGGAUCGCCGAUAGAAAUCUUCAGCGACAACGGAACGAACUUCCAGGGGGCGGAACGCAUAUUGCGAGAGCAGAUCGACACGGAAUUGGCAACGACGUUCACCAACUCAAACACGAAGUGGAGCUUCAUUCCUCCUGGAGCUCCACAUAUGGGAGGUGCUUGGGAGAGGUUGGUACAGUCUGUGAAGGCGGCAAUGAAAGAUGCCUAUGCAGAGGGGAAGUUGAGCGAUGAGGGAUUGCAAACGAUGGUUGUUGAAGCAGAGAGCAUUGUAAAUUCGAGGCCUCUGACAUACUUGCCGUUAGACUCUGAGGAGUCGGAAGCAUUGACUCCCAAUCACUUCCUUUUGGGGACCUCUAGUGGCGCUAAGCAAAGUAGUGUAGGCAUCGAGGAAUCACAAAAGCGUCUACAUGACACGUGGGGAGCAAUACAGAGUCAGCUGGACAAGUUUUGGCAACGCUUUCUGGUGGAGUAUCUACCAGUCAUAAGAAGACAGCCGAAAUGGUUUAACGAAACUAGACCAUUGCAGGUUGGCGACCUUGUCCUUGUCGCAGACGGCGCUCGGCGAUGUGAGUGGAUACGAGGCAAGGUUACGCAGAUCUUCGAAGGAGCAGAUGGUCGUAUUCGCCAAGCACUUGUACAAACUCGCCAGGGAAGCUUCAGAAGACCAACGACUAGGUUGGCUGUACUCGACGUAGGUGGACAAGGUGCUACCCCAGGACUCGUAGGGGAGCACCGGGGGGAGACUGUUACCGGUACCGUCGAGAUGGGCACCCUAUCCCCAAACGGUUCAACCACUUCAGUGACAAGCCGUCACUAUUGAUAUGACAUCAAGGGAAAGGGGUAAAAACAAAACGAAAAACUACAGAGACAGAACGUGAAUUUUGCUACUCAUGCUAUUACUUAUUAUAGUUGAUUAUUCUACCUUAAAAUUACGUAUUUGUGCUUAAGACUAGUGUUGUUUCCAGCUUACAAACUAGUGAAGGCACUAAAAACUAACCUAAAACCGAGUUGGACAGUGCAAUAGAAGGGUCCAGAACUAUAAGGGACACUGAAAAGUAAGACAAUUAGUAAUAAUAAUGAAACAUUGAACUGAAAUUAACUAUAUUUACAGUUUUAAAGCGAUAAUAAA
Messenger RNA from Aedes albopictus (Asian tiger mosquito), 5439 nucleotides. RefSeq lists its product as uncharacterized. The transcript is spliced from 3 exons. Gene Ontology annotation, biological process: DNA integration. Gene Ontology annotation, molecular function: nucleic acid binding. Bases 1 to 5130 code for a protein of 1709 amino acids. The record is from RefSeq and is a predicted model, not a curated record. Lineage: Eukaryota; Metazoa; Arthropoda; Insecta; Diptera; Culicidae.